AUGCCGCCGGUAGAGACCGAGUAUUAUGACCUGUUGGGCGUUUCCGUGGACGUCAAUGAUACGGACUUAAAGAAGGCUUAUCGAAAGCAGGCCAUGAGAUACCAUCCAGACAAGAACCCAUCCCCAGAUGCCGAGGAGAAGUUCAAAGAAAUAAGUAAAGCCUUUCAGGUACUAUCGGAUCCGAAUCUACGCGCCGUAUACGACAAGAAUGGCAAGUCUAUGGUGGACAAGGAGGGAAACGAAAUGGAGGAUGCCGCCGCGUUCUUUGCGAAUGUCUUUGGUGGAGAACGGUUCCGGGAUUACAUCGGUGAAAUCACCCUCAUGAAGGAAAUGGGUUCAGUUGCGGCGACCGUGGCUACUGAUGAGGAACGCGCUGAAAUGGAGAAAGAGGGCAUCAUACCACCCGGUACUUCCGCGGCCGCAACGUCCAGUGCAACGUCCACCGCUUCCACCUCCGCGGAUAAUCAAGCCACUCCUGCGGGUACCCUCACACAUGCACUCACUCCGUCAGGCGAAGAGACGGCAUCCAGGCGGACAUCCGUCUACGGACCCCCUUCUCCUCCUUCGAGGGAUGGCAAAAAAGAUCCUUCGAAGAAGCGUAAUAGACUGUCCUCGGAACAAAGGAAGAAACUCCAGGAGCUCGAGGAAGAACGCAGAAAGGCUUUGGAUGAGCGCGUCAAGUCACUCACGACCAAGUUAAUCGACAGACUGCGACCGUUUGUAGAGGCCAAACGUCCUGGGGACCCAGAUGACCCGGAGACGAAGACCUUCCAGGAAAAAGUGAAGCUGGAGGCGGAGGAUUUGAAGUUGGAGAGCUUCGGGGUUGAGCUUCUCCAUGCCAUUGGCACGGUGUAUAUGAUGAAAGCCUCUUCGUUUUUGAAGUCCAAGAAAUUCUUUGGCCUUUCAGGCUUCUGGUCGCGGGUGAAAGAAAAAGGGUCCGUAGCAAAGGAUGCUUGGGGUGUCAUCGGUAGCGCAUUAAGCGUCCAAUCACUUAUGCAUGAAAUGGAAAGGCUUCAAGCCAAAGGAGAGGUAGGUGACGAUGAACUACGGGCUCUAGAGGAGGACAUGACUGGCAAGAUUCUGCUGGCAUCUUGGCGUGGCACCCGCUUCGAAGUCGUUCAAGUACUUCGAGAGGUGGUGGAUCAUGUCCUGAAAGACCGCGAAGUGCCAGAGCAAACUCUAGUUAGCCGGGCCAAGGGUCUGUUAAUAAUGGGUCACAUUUUCAAGUCAACGGUUCCUGACGAGUCGGACGAAGACCGGCGCGAACUCGAACGGAUUGUGGCUGAGGCCGCUCACGGCAAGUCGAAACACCAUCAGCUUCGCACAGCUGCCUAA
Molecule: messenger RNA, 1335 nt
Organism: Pisolithus orientalis
Lineage: Eukaryota; Fungi; Basidiomycota; Agaricomycetes; Boletales; Pisolithaceae
Product: X-domain of DnaJ-containing-domain-containing protein
Exons: 14
Coding region: 1-1335 (444 amino acids)
Biological process (GO): protein import into peroxisome matrix
Cellular component (GO): cytosol
Source: RefSeq, a predicted model, not a curated record